ACAUUGAUCUGUAUUUAUUUUUAGAGCAGCUGUGAGCAUGCGUGCGUGUGUGUACAGUAUCUGUGUGUGCCUGUAAAUCAGACGCUCCUCCAUGCCAACACGUGGGCAAUUUGACUGUGUUUGGGUGCGCGUCCUAUUGUGUGUGUCUCUGCGUGUGUCAGGACUUUCUUUUUCACAAAGUUAAUCCCUUAAGAAGAGGUGUGGCUCUCUCUCUCUCUCUCCCUCUCUCUCUCUCUGUAUCUCACUCACAAUAUCAUCACAUGUUCUCUCGCCGCUCUCUUCUUCUCUCUCAUCCUUUCCCUGCGCUAUUAUUGCUGUGGCCGCUGGUCCAAGGGAGUUCUUCCUCUCUUCUCUCGGUUGGCUCGUCAUCUCUGCAUCGUUCCUCAUCUGCCUGUGGAUCUUGUGUUUGAUGAGUUUUCAGAGCAACAUGGGGGAGGCCAUUGAACUCAGUUCCAGGGAGCACGUGACCCCGGAGAUGAACAAGCUUCGUCAGAGUCUGAGGAGGAAGAAGCCCACCUAUGUGCCAGAGGCCAGCAGACCGCAUCAGUGGCAGGCGGACGAGGAGGCUGUACGCAAGGGCAAAUGUAACUUUGCUGUUAGGUACCUGGGGCUUGUCGAGGUGGAGGAGUCGAGAGGAAUGCAUGUUUGUGAGGAAGCUGUGAAAAAGCUGAAAGUUAGUGGCAAAAAGACGGUAAAAGCAGUACUGUGGGUUUCAGCUGAUGGACUCAGGGUGGUUGAUGACAAAACUAAGGACCUCAUUGUGGACCAGACCAUCGAGAAGGUUUCCUUCUGCGCUCCCGACCGGAACUACGACAAGGCCUUCUCCUACAUCUGCAGAGAUGGAACCACCAGACGGUGGAUGUGCCACUGCUUCAUGGCUCUGAAGGACUCGGGCGAGAGACUGAGCCAUGCAGUCGGCUGUGCCUUCGCUGCCUGUCUGGAGAGAAAGCAGCGCAGAGAGAAGGAGUGUGGCGUGACGGCUUCUUUCGAUGCCAGUCGCACCUCCUUUGUGCGCGAGGGUUCCUUCCGCAUCAAUUCAUCCUCCAGCCAGCAGGGCAGCAGCAGUGAGCGAGAUGAGAAGAUGCAGGAUAAAAAGAAAGAUCAGCCCUCUGCCGUCCCAGCUCUCCCUCCUGGCUCGGCCUCUCCACCCGAGGGGACGGCGUCCCAGAUGGAGCGUCCAGAACCAGGUGGGCCCCACGCCAUCCCUCGCCGCCACGCACCCAUCGAACAGCUGGUUCGCCAAGGCUCGUUCAGGGGAUUUCCAGCUCUCAGUCAGAAGAACUCUCCCUUUAAGAGACAGCUGUCGCUUCGCCUCAAUGACCUGCCAUCCACUCUGCAGCGCAAAACAGACUUUGAGACCAAGAACCCUGAGAUGGACAUGGGGUUGCCUUGUGAGGGUGACAGUAGUAUAAAUGCACUGUGUUGCCAGAUCAACACAUCCUUCGCCAAGCCAUCAGACGAGCUCUUCUCCAACCCAUCUAUGUCUGCAAAUUGCCCUCCGACCUGCACUGUGCCCCCAAUUUUGCCUCCUCCACCUGCACCUGUCCAGGCCACCUCAUCCUGGGUGCAGCCAGAACCUUCUCUCCACUCCCCUCCUCCGGUUUCUGCUGCACUGCAGAGCGGCCACAAGCGCACCCCCUCAGAGGCUGAGCGAUGGCUGGAGGAGGUCUCUAAGGCUGUCAAAGCCCAGCAGACGCCUCCCUCUGGGCCCAUCAUACCCACCAUCCCUGGACCCCCUUCCAUAACCAGUCAUCAUAUAUCCACACAGGCGACAUUGUCCUCUGCCCCAGUAUCUACUGUCCCGUUGCCCCUCGGUACUUUGCCCAAAUCUCUUAUCUCUGGCCCUUCUGCCCUUCCAUGUCAAACCCAAAUGCCUCUCCCACCCAUGUCAAUAUCAUCUGUUCCUCUAAUACCAGGUCCUCCAGUGUCAGGCCCCCCAAUGUCUCUCCCGUCCAUGUCCAUCCCAACUAUGACGGGCCCGAGCAUGUCCGGAGCCCCUAUGAUGCAGGGCUCUCUGCCCGGGCCCCCUGGCUCCCUUCCAAGUGCAAUGCAACCAUUCCCCCUUGCUUUUGAUGCCACUCCAGCCCCUGUUGGGAUGUUUGCCAACCAGCCGGUCCAACCUGCCUUCAUGCCCAUGCAGACCUACAUGCCUGGUCUGGCUAGCAGCAUGACUUACCCCAAUGCCAGCGUGCCAGUGGUAGGCAUCACACCAUCACAAAUGGUGGCCAAUGCCUUUUGCACUGCCACAGGCUCAUCAGGCACAGGUCCGACCAUGGGCUCAGCUGCUGGAGGGUCCAAAGUGGGGCCCUUGGGCACUGUCGGGCAUCACCACUCCUAUCCAGGAGCAGCCGGCACAACCGGACACCCCUCAGGGUUUAACGCAGCUACGUUUUCCUCCACUCCACCUCUGUCGUCAUCCAUUAACGGCCUCCCACCCCACAGCACUGCAGCCGCAAUGAACCUUCAGAACGGGACUUCGGUCAGUGGUGGCAGUGGAGAGAGCUGGCCUCCAGAGGGCAGCCAACUAACCGCUCCAGGGGUUAGCGACUCCCAAGAUGAUGAUCGUUUUGAAGCCAAGUGGGCGGCACUGGAGACAAAAGGAGCGACGCAACCGACAGGGAACAAGGCACCGGCUGCCACAGCCAACCCAUUCUCCAACAGUCUGCAAAAAACCUUUGAGAUUGAGCUCUGAGUUGGACUCUGGCUCUUAACGAUGUAGUUCUUGCUCUGGGGUUAAAGCCCGAGGAAGACGGGAAGCUAUUCCAGGAAUUUUUGCUUAAUUGGUAUACAGGCCCUUUCAGACGGCCUAGCAUCCAGCCUGUGGCAGCCUUGGAGUCAGUGCUACUACGAUCUUAAUUUCUUUCUUUAUGAUCCCAUGUGAGAUAGAGACAAACUCAGCAGUCGGCUGGGCUGCAGUCUGAGAGAAUCAGGUUUCCAGCUGUCUGAACUUCACAAACUGAAUCCAUUCAGUCCAACCGUCAACAUUCUCUCCUUCCUGCUAUCGCUUCUCCACUCUGGCUUUGUUUUCCCUGCUGCAAGUCCCUAGAUUUACUGCAUGUUCGUCCUACUCAAAGCACUGUGGGGAGGACGCGGCUCAGUGGUUUCUUUUUUUUUUU
Messenger RNA from Poecilia latipinna (sailfin molly), 3116 nucleotides. It is a transcript of the gene numbl, whose product is annotated as NUMB like endocytic adaptor protein. Lineage: Eukaryota; Metazoa; Chordata; Actinopteri; Cyprinodontiformes; Poeciliidae. The transcript has 9 exons. The record is from RefSeq and is a predicted model, not a curated record. Gene Ontology annotation, biological process: positive regulation of neurogenesis. The coding region runs from base 410 to 2692 and encodes 760 amino acids. Gene Ontology annotation, cellular component: cytoplasm.